GCACAUGUUUGCUACUUUCUGUGGCAUACAUUGUCAUUAUUUUUCCUGUGAAUCACUCUUUCUGCUCUCAAUAUUUUCUGCUCUGUUUUUUUUUCAAUGAAUAAUCUGACUCUUGCGCAAUUGUUAGACAAUAAGAAAACGUGCUCUUUUCUAUGUUUCAACGACACAGUUCGUUUAUCGUCUCUACCCUUUUUGGUUGACAUUGGUAAACGAUCUCUCAUCGAUGAGCGCAAUGUUAUUGUCGUCUUGACAGAAACGUCUCCGAAAGCUUGGCGCAGCUAUUUCUCCAAGGAUAAGCUACACAAUAUGUUUGUUAUCGACUGUUUUUCAGAUCCACAAGGUUGGGAUGAAGACACAACAGCACAAGAUCCGCACACAGUUAUUGUUAAAAACUUAAACUUACAGCAGAUGGAGAAGUUGAUUUUACAACCGAUCAUCGAAAUUGUCAAUACCUCAGCCAGUUGCACAAUACUCGUCGAUUCUGUCGUUUCACUAGCGAUGAUCUCGCAACAUAAAACUUAUCAAUUAAUCAAAACACUAGAUUCAUUGACUACAGCAGACACUGUACGCUUAGUACUUGGAUUACACGCGGAUAUGAACUUUACUUCCCCAAACCACAACGGUUUGGCACUCAAAGAUUCUAUCAAUAGAAUGGCUACUGCCGUUGUCUCAUUGGAGGCCUUAAGGGAGCGCACACAUUUUGAUACAACAGCAGCUUUAACUGGGUUUAAGCCUGUUGACACAUUCUCUUAUCUCAAGCUCACAUCCAACAAUGUGUCAAAGGGUGGAAUUGCACGCAUUGAAUGGAAAAAGCGUAGUGGUAAGGUGGUUUUUGAAACAAAUGGGUUCAUCAUGAACGAUAAAACAGGAUUAUUAGAGGUGGUAUCUCUCUCUCGGUUACAGCACGAUGAUGAAUUAGAGGAUGAUGGCGAUAAAGAGGAGGAAUUAUCUGCAGAAACGAUGGAAGCAGAAGCUUUGAAUAAGCUAUCACAAAAUGUCUCCUUCAAACUUACACUGACAGAGAAACAAAAGGAAGUGAAAGAUAGUUUGGUACUGCCUUACUAUAAAGCACAAAACGCCCAUGAUGAUGAACUAGAGGUCGAAAACGAAAGUAAGAAUAAUAGUGCUCUCAUAUAUUACGAUCCUGAUGCUGCAGAUGAUUUUGAUGAUGAAGAUCCCGAUGACGAUUUGGAUAUUUAAAUGAAAAUCAUUAUUACGUUAAUAAGUUUACAACAAAAGAAUAUUCCGACACUAAAUCGAUGCAUUUGAAUCAACUUUGAAAGGGUAAUUUGACAGGGAACUUUUGUUUCGAUACGUUACAUCAUGACACUUCUCAACUGUACAUAGAGUUAAAUUCAGAACGAAGCAAUUUUACAAAUGAUACAUCACCUAUUGAAUAAACCUACGGUAUA
This is a messenger RNA of Mycotypha africana, 1412 nucleotides long. Its product is annotated as Elongator complex protein 5. Gene Ontology annotation, biological process: tRNA wobble uridine modification. Gene Ontology annotation, molecular function: tRNA binding. Bases 97 to 1200 code for a protein of 367 amino acids. Gene Ontology annotation, cellular component: nucleus; elongator holoenzyme complex; cytosol. The transcript is spliced from 2 exons. Lineage: Eukaryota; Fungi; Mucoromycota; Mucoromycetes; Mucorales; Mycotyphaceae. The record is from RefSeq and is a predicted model, not a curated record.